AUGGAGACUAGGCGGCUCUAUGUUGGAGGCCUCAGUCACUCUGUGACAGACAAAGACCUAAAAGAUCGGUUUGGAAAGUUUGGGAAAGUGGAGAGUGUGGAGCUGAAGACCAGAGCGGACGAACAAGGAGUUCCAUACAAAACAUUUGGUUACAUAAACAUCACCCUUUCAGACUCUGACCUAAAGAAAUGUCAGACUGUUCUGAACAAGUCCCAGUGGAAAGGAGGAACUUUGCAGAUCGAACCGGCCAAAGAGAGUUUCCUGCAGCGAGUGUCCCAGGAGCGUCAGGAGGCUGCUCGUCUCUCCCUCCUCCCCCCUAAACCCUCUCCACAGCAACAGAUUCUCUCCUCUCUCAGAGACGCUGGGGUUUGUGAUUUCACCAUGAAGUCUGCUGUUCCAGGAACCGAAAUCCCGGGACACAAGGACUGGGUGGUUGGUAAGUUUGGCCGCGUCCUCCCGGUGAUGCAGCUGAAACGUUGUCAUGGCGACGGAGCGCAGACGCUGAAGUACGACCCAUCGAAAUACGGUCACAACCUGCGGGUGCUGGCUCUGCCCUCCGGCCCUGAGGCCACGCCCACUCCUGUCUGCAAGCUCACCUGGGCGUUGGAGGGGGGUGAUGACGAAAUCAGCCGCAAACGCAGAGGAGAGUUUCCCCCGUUCACGGUCAGCAAGAAGAAGAGCAGACCCUCCUCUGAUCGGAUUGGCUCCUGUAACAGUUCCAGUCGGCCAAUCGGAGCGCUGCAGCCGCCGCUCAACAGCCAAUCAGAUGAAGAGCAGCAACAAGUUGGGGACAGCUCCUACAAUGCACCGUGGCCUGAGGACGACACACUGGAGGUGGUUUCAACUGACUUCAUUCAGAGUAAGAGAAAAGAUGAAGAUGAGUGCGACUCAGCUGACACUGAUGAAAUCUUCUCGUCUCUAAAACCUCAAGCAACUCCAAACAAAAUGGCUGCCGCAAAAAUCCAGAAAAAAACAAAUGGUUGCCGCUUAAAAUACGACUCAACGGACGACGAGGGAGAGAAGGCUUCAGGGAAGAAGUGCGAACGGAAAGUCAAGAAGGCCAACAAGAUGGCCGCCGUUAAAAAGAUACAGAAGUCAGAGAACAAAGUAGAGGAUGGGGGGAGGAAACGGGGACAUGAGAAAGGAGCUAAAGGAGACAAGGAAAAGAGAGAGAUGAUCCAAGGAGGAACAGAAACGGCGGAGGAGACAAGCCAAGGAGGCAAGGAAAGCACUGAAGAGACGAGCCAAGAAGGCAAGGAAGUCACUGAGGAGACGGGCCAAGGAGAGACAGAUGACUCUGAUUCGGACCACGAUUACGAGUCGUUAUUUUCCAACGUGAUGCGCUUGGAGAUGUCCCUGUGUGACCUGCGCAUGCUAGCGCACAGAUAUGCCCCCGAGACACCCGCUCCUGCCAUCCUGAGCGUGGACGACACCAGUGGCACGCCGAAAACGGGAACCACACCCGAGGAGAUCCUGGAGGCCAUUCUACAGGGCGGGUCGAGCGAUGAGGAGGAGAAUAAGAGGAGAAAGAAGAGAAAGAGGGGAGCGGCGCCGGAGAUGUCACUUCCUGCAUUCAAAGGGACAGGAGCUCUGCAGAUAGAGACGCAAAACGGAGAUGAGUCCAGCUCUGCUCACACUGAGGCCUCCACUGAUGAAGAGGAAGAUGAAGGAAAGACAUCAGAGAAAGAAUCGUCAAGCAGUGCUGAAGCCAGUGCCCAGCCCGCCACAGCCAAUCGGAGGAAGACUGCUCUUGAGGAGGCGGAGCUUCAGAGGAAAGCCAAUGAGAGAAGGCUGGCUGCUGUCACUCAGAGACAGAAGGAAGCGGAGCAGAACCGGCGCUUGAUCCAGGGGGCGCUUUAUACUCGGGAGGGUACCCCCGGUGGCAGCGGAGGAAAGCACAUUGUGUUUGGCUCUGAUGAUGAAGAAGAGGAGGAGCCGCUCUCAGCCAAUCAGAACAAGAUCCAGACUUUGUCAGCUCCGCGUUUAUUCGACAGUGAUGAAAGCGAGGAGGACGAGGAGCGGUUGGAGAUCAGAGCAGAGUUUGAGGGCUCUGUGGGACAAAAGCUGAUGGCGUUGCAGUCUCGCUUUGGUGCCGAUGAGCGCUUCAGGAUGGAUGGCCGUUUCCUUGACGAUGCAGAGGAAGAAUGUUCCGAGUCUGCAACUGCACACACUGCCCAGCAGGGGGCGCUGCAGCAGGAAAAACAGAAGAACCUGAACAUCCUUCACAGUGUCCUAGGCCCUUGCAGUACUGUAUCUACACCAGGAGAGGGCAACAGAGCCAAAGCACUCACCUUCAGAGAGACAACCUCGGCCCUCUUUUUCUUCUGCGCCAACGACCCACGCCUCACAGAUGGACCUCAGUGGUUCUGCAGGACUUCUCUAGACAAACAGAGAGAGAGCUGGGACCAGACCAGGACCCAGCUCAGACAGGACUGUAAGAAGAAACACAAAGACGCUCGGAGGAAACUGCGUGGCAGCUUUUAUUGUGAAUGGGCGGUGAGUGGAGUUUGUCUGAAGUUUGAGAUGCGCUCAGUCUGUGCCCUGGUCCCAGGGGAGGAGGUGGACUUUGAGACUGGACUGCAGCGGCUUGAUGCUGAUGUUCUUCAUCACUUUACCCUGGUGUGA
Molecule: messenger RNA, 2625 nt
Organism: Knipowitschia caucasica
Lineage: Eukaryota; Metazoa; Chordata; Actinopteri; Gobiiformes; Gobiidae
Source: the annotation of a GenBank genome assembly